This is a messenger RNA of Aspergillus welwitschiae, 1083 nucleotides long. RefSeq lists its product as uncharacterized. NCBI's taxonomy places the organism in Eukaryota, Fungi, Ascomycota, Eurotiomycetes, Eurotiales, Aspergillaceae. The record is from RefSeq and is a predicted model, not a curated record. The coding region runs from base 1 to 1083 and encodes 360 amino acids. The transcript is spliced from 4 exons.
AUGCCGUCUAUCUCGGGGAAACUCUUUCUGUACAUCCCCCAGGAUAUUUUUGUCAAAGCUAUCGAGGUGAAAGUAGUAGGAAGCUUGAAAAUACCACGCCCUGAGAUCAUCGCAGGACCCUGCCAGGGUGGCACUACCGUGGAACGCAGCCAAACUUUGGCCUCGUCGAGAGACAAGUCAUUCCGACUACCAAGGGGAAGGUAUGAGUUUCCGUUCGAGUUGCCUCUUGCCCAAGAAAUGAUGGAUACCGUCACUGGCGUGGGGCACGAGUAUCAUUCCUACGAAGUCCGGGGUGUUGUUCAUCGGCACUUCUAUUCAGAUAUCGAGUCGUCCUCUCCACUUAGGAUUCAUCGGACCCCCAACGUCUUUUAUGCGAACCUUCUCGAUCAAGUCGUGCCGUCAGUCGAAGAGCAUCUGAACGAGAGACUUGAUCUCCGAUACCGAAUCUCGAUCCCCAUGCACAUCCCUUUCGGAGCAAGCUUUCCCCUACGAGUCGAAUAUUCCUCGCUAUCGGACCAGCCGCAGAAAGGUCAAUUGCGAUCUGUUAUCCACCCCCGCAGCAUCACCAUCCACAUCACCGAGACCCAUGCCCUCAAAGUCACGCCCACAGCUUCGGAUGCAAUAAACUACAAUAACCCCCUACCACUAAUUUUUCGGAAAGAGCAUGUCAUACUUCACCAGAGCUACACGUUCCAACCACCUGCAAGGGCCCUCUUACCCGAGUCUCUAGACUUUGACUACUCUUCAACAAUACCCGUUCACCUUCCACGGGAUUUCCACGCCUGCACGCAAGACGUUCAGUCGGAGCUGAUCAAGGUGCAUCAUAAUCUACGUUUCAACGUUGAAUUCGGACGCGAACGCGAGGACGAAACAGAGUCUUCGCAACAGAACAAGUUCACAGGGACCAUUCCGUUCCGAAUAUACAUGUCCCCAUGUACAGUCAUGCACCAUGAUGUCGUAUACCAGCAGAACCUCCAAGAGCUUGAGAGGGAGCUAGGGAUAGGGCAUGACGAGCCACUGCCUCCAUACAGACAGAGAGAGCAUUCCUAUCCCCAUCCUCUGUCAGGAAGUCCGCCAACCUAG